Messenger RNA from Gekko japonicus, 2145 nucleotides. It is a transcript of the gene ZNF326, whose product is annotated as zinc finger protein 326. The record is from RefSeq and is a predicted model, not a curated record. Bases 148 to 1638 code for a protein of 496 amino acids. Gene Ontology annotation, molecular function: DNA binding. The transcript is spliced from 10 exons. Gene Ontology annotation, biological process: regulation of DNA-templated transcription elongation. Gene Ontology annotation, cellular component: nucleus; DBIRD complex. Lineage: Eukaryota; Metazoa; Chordata; Lepidosauria; Squamata; Gekkonidae.
UCCUCCGCCCCUUUGUCAGCCUCGUUGCGGAGGAAGCGGCGUCAGAGAGGCCUGAGGCGGGGAAGCGGUCGCUGCAGCAGUUUCAAGGAGGUCGAGGAGACAGGCGCCGUCUCCACCCGCGUUCGAGCCGCGAGGGUCGUAGCCGCCAUGGAUUACGGGGAAGAAAUGGAUCGUGACUAUGGGCAUGGUGCCUAUGGUGGCCCAAGAGCUAUGGACUCUUAUAUGAACCAGUCAUAUGGAAUGGAGAGUCAUGGAGGCGGCGGUGGAGGUGGUAACAGGUUUGGACCUUAUGAGUCUUAUGACUCCGGGUCUUCUCUGGGUGGGCGAGAUCUGUACAGAUCUGGCUAUGGUUAUAAUGAACCCGAACAAAGCCGCUUCGGAGGUAGUUAUGGUGGUCGAUUUGACAGCAACUACCGGAAUAGCCUUGACUCUUUCGGAGGUAGAAACCAGGGCGGGUCUAGCUGGGAAGCACCUUACUCACGCACAAAAUUGAGGCCUGGGUUUAUGGAGGACAGAGGAAGAGAGAGUUACUCUUCCUACAGCAGUUUUUCUUCACCCCAUAUGAAGCCUGCACCUGUAGGCUCUCGGGGGAGAGGAACGCCUGCUUACCCUGACAGUGGAUUUGGAAGCAGAAACUAUGAUGCUUUUGGAGGACCAUCAACAGGCAGAGGCCGUGGCCGAGGAUACAUGGGAGACUUUGGAGGCAUGCAUAGACCUGGAAUUGUGGUUGACUAUCAUAACAAACCCAGUACUGCAGCAGUAGCUGCACGAGGAAUAAAGAGAAAAAUGAUACAGCAGCCAUAUAAUAAACCAGGUGGGACAUUUAUCAAGAAACCCAAACUGACAAAACCUAAUGUGAAGAUGAACCAAAACAAACCUAGUGUCAAGCCAGAAGUGAAAAACGAAGAGGAAGAAAAACGUCGGAUUGAGGCAAGAAGAGAGAAGCAGAGGCGUAGGAGAGAGAAAAACAGUGAAAAGUAUGGUGAUGGUUACAGAAUGGCAUUUACCUGCUCAUUCUGUAAGUUUCGAACCUUUGAAGAAAAGGACAUUGAAGCUCAUCUGGAAAGUCCUGUGCACCAAGAAACUUUAGAUCAUAUUCAGAAACAAACCAAAUUUGAUAAAGUUGUGAUGGAGUUUCUGCAUGAAUGUAUGGUGAAUAAAUUCAAGAAGACGGCUAUGCGUAAACAGCAGACUGCCAGCCAAAUGGAAGCUGCCUUGUUGGUUGAAAAAGAUAUAAUGGAAGGUGUUACAGCUGAUGAUCAUAUGAUGAAAGUUGAGACUGUUCUCUGCUCUGCGUGCAGUGUGUAUGUUCCUGCACUACAUAGUUCUGUUCAGCAGCACUUAAAAUCUCCUGAACAUGCAAAGGGAAAACAGACUUACAAAGAACAAAUUAAGAGAGAGAGUGUUCUCACUGCUACCAGCAUUCUGAACAACCCUAUUGUGAAGGCACGGUAUGAGCGCUAUGUUAAGGGUGAAAAUCCAUUUGAAAUUACUGAUCAGAAUCCAGAGCAGCAAGGAGAAGAUGACAAAGCUGAUGAGCCCGUAGAGGAGGAAGAGGAGGAGGCAGAAGCUGAGGAAGAGGAGGCUGAACCUGAAGAACAGACUGACUUCACUCUUGACCAGACAGAAGAUAAUUAAACUGAACACAAGUAGAGAAAAAUGCUGCAUUGUUUUUCUGUUAAUGUGGCUGUGUAAAGCUUCCAAUAGUUAAGCAUGAGAUUGUGUAAUCAUCUUUACCCUGUGCAUGCAUUCCAUUCAGAUUAAUAGGGAUUUAUGUAAUUUUUUUAGCUUUGCUCAAAUCUGUAGUUAAAGCAAUUUUUAGUUGUGCUUUUAUAGUAACCAAGUGUUAGUACUGAUACAUUAUUGUAUUGUGUAUGUUUUUAAAUGUUGUUUUUCCUCCCUUGUGAUGUUGAGAAUUUGAUACAAUGAAAUUGAUUAGUCAUUUCAGUACAAGGAUAUGUCAGCUAAAUGCUGUGUGACUUAACAGCAUUAUUUACUUCUAGAAUGUGUAAACUAAACUGAAUUAUGCUGGGAGUGUGGCUGUCUUUUGGACUGCAUCACUCAGUGUAAAAUACAUGUUAUGGCACACCUUGCAGCUUUUUUUGUCAAAAUAUACAUGUUUGUAGCAAUAAAAUCUUUUGGAAA